UAUGUGCAAUUUCUCAUAUUUCAAACAUUAUCCAUUAGAAGGACUUGGUAAAAGUCACGCAAAUAUUUAGUUAAUGGUGAUGGCUAUUUUCAAAAUCAAACAAAACCGUGUGACGAAUUUCAUGGUUUUAAAAAAUUUAGGUUCUGACGAGUUAAAAAAAUAAUGGAAUAAUGUCCUUAUAAAUACAAGCAUCAUUCUUCCUUUAUGUUACAAAACCUUACAUUGCUUUCCAUUUAAAACUCUCUUCUUCUUUUUUGUUCUCUCUCUCUCUUCAUGGAAGCUCAACACCUUCAUGCCAAGCCUCAUGCUGAAGGAGAAUGGUCCACAGGCUUCUGUGAUUGCUUUUCUGACUGCAAAAAUUGUUGUAUCACAUUCUGGUGUCCAUGUAUCACCUUUGGCCAAGUCGCCGAGAUUGUAGAUCGAGGAUCCACAUCGUGUGGUACUGCUGGAGCUCUAUACGCGUUGAUAGCCGUAGUAACUGGUUGUGCAUGUAUAUACUCAUGUUUCUAUCGUGGAAAGAUGAGAGCUCAAUAUAAUAUUAAAGGAGAUGAUUGUACUGAUUGCCUUAAACAUUUCUGCUGUGAGCUUUGUUCUUUGACCCAACAAUACCGUGAACUCAAGCACCGCGGUUACGAUAUGAGUCUUGGAUGGGCGGGGAACGUGGAGAGACAACAGAAUCAAGGAGGUGUGGCCAUGGGUGCUCCGGUCUUCCAAGGCGGCAUGACCCGCUAAGAAUUAUUUCUUUAUGUAAUUCAUUUGUCUUUUAUAUGUAGUAAUAAAACGAGGUUUAAUCCUCUGUUUGUGUUGUUAAUAUGCUUGUUGUGAUUUGAACAAAAAAAAAUGCUUGUUGUGAAAGUUUAGACAUACAGUAUAUGAAUGUUUCUUCAUUGUAUAUUCCACUAUUUGGUUACAAGAAUUAAAUUACAACGUCGAGAAAGUGACACCAAAACAAUACUACUCUCUCGCUCUUCCUAAUUAA
Molecule: messenger RNA, 979 nt
Organism: Arabidopsis thaliana (thale cress)
Lineage: Eukaryota; Viridiplantae; Streptophyta; Magnoliopsida; Brassicales; Brassicaceae
Gene: PCR2
Product: PLANT CADMIUM RESISTANCE 2
Exons: 4
Coding region: 274-732 (152 amino acids)
Cellular component (GO): plasma membrane
Source: RefSeq, marked reviewed